AUGCGCGCGACGCGCGAGCUCCUCCGCGCCUUCGAUAUCGUCGCGUCGUCGCCGUGUCGAACGGCGGCGCGCCAUGGGUCACACCGCAACACGUCGUGGUGGCGCGCCUCGACGUUCGCCGCAGGAGGCACCGAGCGGCCGCGGUGGAAUCCGCAGCGCGCGCACAACGCAGCUGCGCUUCCGCCUUGCGUCCGGGUGUCGUCGUUGACGGACGCGCGCGGGGACUUCGACGGGUUGGUGCCCCUGCUGGUGGAGAAAAUCGCGCGGUCGAUCCGCGCGGUCGACGGCCGGAGACCCGUCGCGGUCGUCACCUCCGCGAACGACCGCGACGUCCUCGGCAUGACCCUCAGGCGCCUGGCCGAUCGACCUCAUCAGAGAGGCGCAUCAGAUUCGCGUCACCGGCGCCGCGAAGCGAAUGGAUCGACGGAAUACAACGACGCGCCGACGCGCGUGUUCACGGCGAUGGACGCCGCGCUGGGUCCGCAUCGACACGGUGAGCACGCGUCAUCCCACGCCGUCGACGCGCACGCGGCGAUGACGACACAGCUGGCAGCGACGGGAAAAAAGGCGUUCGCGUACGACGCCAAAUUCGCCGGCGACGUCGACGUGGACGAGAUCGCGCUGCGAUGCGCCAAACGCGACUGGGACCCCGGGGACUUGGAACACGGGGAAGUCGAGCACGAUGGGGCACGAACACGGGGCGUCGCCGGUGCCGACUUUUCAUCCCCGGGUGCCGACUUUUCACCGUCCCCGUUCGGCGCCGUCGUCGUCGCGUGGGACGGGCGCGACGAUUCCAUCUUCAAUCGGUACCUCUCUCUUCUACCGGCGAGCGAGAGUAGUGCACGGCACGCGUCGGCGCGUGAUGAUGAGCGGGUAAAGAGCGGUCGGGUGUGCGGUGCGAUGCUCGACGUCGUCGCGGUGGAUGCGCCGGCGAUGCUCGCGGAUUUCGGCGACUACGGCGAGGUUCCGUCGUUGGCCCCGGAAUCCGUCGCGAGAUUACGAGCCGCGGACGUCGUGGUGCUGCAUCACGUGAGUCUGCUCCCUUCGUCCGCGGCGGUGGAGGCGGUGCAGCGCCGCGUCGUGGACGCUGUAAAGUCGGCACCCGGGGAUGAAAAGUCGGCACCCGUCGUCCCCCCGGGCCCCGUGCUCGUUCGAACAGAGUCGAGGUGCGAAAAGACGGAGCGAUUGCACCGCUACGCCGGCGCGUCUCCCGCGCACGAGUGGACGCCGCCGCCGUCCAGGCUCCGGGGCGCGCGCGUGCUCGGGAUGACGGCGUGUGGGAAAGGCGACGGCAGGCGAAGGGGUUUUGAGGCGCUGUUGCGAUCGCUCGUCGCCCCCGCCGACGCGAGCGACGUCAACGGGUACGGAUUGAGGCUUCGCACGACGGGCACCGCGGAGGUGCUCGCGUGCGACGGGGAGGGUGCCGACUCGGGUGGGGGUGCCGACUCGGGUGGGGGUGCCGAGGGUGCCGAGGGGACUGGGGCGUUCGCGCGCGAGUUUUUGGCGCGCGUCGUGGCGCGGUUCCGUCAGACGCACGCGUCGUCCGGCGACGUGGGGGGCGCAGAGGCGAGGGUGGUUUUGUCGGAAAGAGAUGCGUGGCGGUUGCUGACGGGCGGGUCGCGGGAUCGAAUCCGGGACGGGUUAAAUUUUUUAUCCGCCGCGGACCCGCUCGUGUUACGCUUCGCGCUGCAGGUGGAGACGAACGGGAACGGAGUGGAGGACGGGUUGACGUCUUCCCUGCGAAGCCACCUCGAACGAUGUCGUGACUCUUAA
Molecule: messenger RNA, 1773 nt
Organism: Micromonas commoda
Lineage: Eukaryota; Viridiplantae; Chlorophyta; Mamiellophyceae; Mamiellales; Mamiellaceae
Exons: 1
Coding region: 1-1773 (590 amino acids)
Source: RefSeq, a predicted model, not a curated record